CGGCCAUCUUUCUCCAACACUAACAACUGCUACUCCAGCGAAGAAAGAAAAUAAAUGUCCAGUCGGAAGUUUCAUUUUGUUCUAGAUGUGGCCUUUAAGUGAACUCAACUGCUUUGAAAGCCAAAAAGUGAGAGACGCCAUGACCUAGUGAUCUUUGUGUCGGUGUGCUCCUGUUAGUGUCCUUCCCAGUCCUCUUCUCUUCUAACAGCCUCUGCCCCUGCCGACACUGGCAUGAGGAGACCAGAAGAAGUCAACAAACUGAAAAAUAAAACCAGCGUUGUUUUUAGUCUGCAGUCCGAGGUUCCCACCAGUUCCACCCGCUAGCCGUGGUAGUUUCCAGGGAGAGACCUUCGCCUCUCCCCACGCCUGAGGAGAUAUGGAGCCCCAAGAGAGUCUGGGAAUGGAGGGGGAUUUUGUUAUGCUGGGGGUCUUCGUCCCAAGCCCACGGAGUGAAGCGGUGACCCAUGACUUGGAGGAACUGUCUCUGCUGCCGGCUCAGAGCCUUCCACCCAUUAAAGAGCGCAAGAACGUGCUUCAGCUCAGACUACAGCAGAGGCGCACACGCAAGCAGCUCGCAGACCAGGGCAUCAUGCCACCAUUGAAAACUCCUGCAGCUUUUCAUGAGCAGGUCAAAAGCCUAGAGAGGGCAAGGACUGAGAUUUUCUUGAAGCAUAAAAUUCGGAGCAGACCUGAACGUGCUGAACUCGUCCGAAUGCACAUCCUGCAAGAAACCCUGGCGGAGCCUUCUUUGCAAGCCACUCAGAUGAAACUGAAGAGGGCCCGUCUAGCUGAUGAUCUCAAUGAGAAGAUUGCACAGAGGCCUGGACCACUGGAACUGGUGGAGAAGAACAUACUUCCUGUUGAUUCAAGUGUCAAAGAAGCCAUCAUUGUUGGAGAAGUGAACUACCCGAGGACACUGGACAUUUAUAACUUUGAAGAGGACAGUAGCGAUGCUCUGUCUCCAGAGCAACCAGCUAGUCAGGAGUCUCAGGGCUCUGUAUCGUCCCCUAUAGAGGCCAGACUGCCUGAUGCUUCCUCUGUAUCGCCUCCGACUGGCUCCAACCUGCAGUUUUGUCCACCUACAACCCAGUGCACAGACUUCCUGAGUAGAACAUCAGUAGGAGAUCAUGCAAACAGUCGUGUAAUGACUGCCAUUCAGCCAGUCACUACUGCUACUCCCACUAAAUCCGGACCCACUCUUGUGAAGCAGAGCCAGCCCAAACAGCCCAGUGACAAGAGCCGCAGUAAGAAGAGUAAAGAACCCAAACCACGGGUCAAGAAGCUCAAGUAUCACCAGUACAUCCCGCCCGACCAGAAGCAUGAACCCAAUGAAACCCCAAUGGACUCUUCAUAUGCCCGGCUGCUUCAACAACAGCAGCAGUUUCUGCAGCUCCAGAUCCUCAGCCAACAGCAACAGCACUAUAAUUACCAGGCAAUACUACCCACGCCCCUCAAGUCUGAGAGUCAGAACAGCUGCCCAAACAUCACCCUGAGCAACAGCCCGACUUCAGUUGUGGUGUCUCUACCCAGCGCAGCAACUUCACGUCCCAACAACACCUUGACCAGUCGUAAACUGGGGCCUCUGCCCGCCAACCUGGAUGAAAUGAAGGUGGCAGAACUCAAGAUGGAGUUGAAGCUGCGUGGACUUCCUGUGUCAGGCACAAAAACGGACCUCAUAGAAAGACUUAAAGCCAACCAGGAGAGUCUACAACCUGCUUCAGUCAUGGACACCAACAUCUCCAAACCUUCUCUACAAACUGACAGCAUGAGCACAACACCUCCCUUGUCACCAGAGUGGUUGGAGGUCUCUAGUGUCAGUAUGGAGGAAAGCAGGAACAGUCCCACCAAAUCUCCAGCCCGCCCACCCACCGUCACAUCACCCAUCAGACCCACACCUGAAAACAUGGCAAUGGAGACCAAGGUGUCUGAGAAAGACCAACGCCUCUAUGAGAAGGAGCGUCAGAUUGAGGAGUUGAUGCGUAAGCUGGAACAGGAGCAGCGACUGGUGGAGGAGCUGAAGAUGCAGUUGGAGGUGGAAAAGAGGAGCCAGCAGGGUGGAGGACAGCAGCCAGAACCCUUAUCACUGAUCCAGAUCAAAGAGGAGAACAGUGCCGCCCCCAGCUGCAGCUCUGAGAACAGUCCCCUGCCGCAAACUACAGGUGUGAAACGGGAAGAGCCACAUGCCCAGAUGCACCACACCCAAGUCCAGCAAUUCUAUAUAAACACCCAGCAAGUCCCCCAGACACAGGCCUUGAUCAACACUCAACCUGCCUCACAGAUGCUGCUGCCCAUCUCACUGCCUGCCAACAUCGGACUGCCCAGCAACCCCAUUACCACACAGGCGCAUAACAUUCUCCAAGGAACAGUGCCCAGGCUGGCUCAAAACCUCACACAAACGCCACUGCUGCAAACACAGACGUCCGAAAAUACAAUGUUACAACAACACUCAAACCAGACGCAAUCUGCAAAUCAAACGUUGCCCUUGUGUGGAAGUUCUUCUUCUGGGUUUGAGUACAGGCAGAACCAGAACCACCCUAUGGCCGAGAUGCCCCAGUGCUUCCUCAAUAACUCGCCCAGAGUCUCACCCCGACACACCCCAAAUGGACCCAUUAACAAACCUCCCUCGCCCUGUCAGCACAACUAUAUCCCCCAGCCAUCCACGUUCCCCAAUCACCACAGCCCAAAGGGUAAAGACCCACCCCGCUAUGAGGAAGCCGUUAAACAGACCCGUAGCCUGCAAGCCACAAUGAAGGUACCCACUGCUACCAGUCAGCACAUGGACGAUUUGUUUGACAUUUUAAUCGAGAGUGGAGAAAUUUCCCCACUGACCAGACACGAUCCCUUACUGGAGAAACUUCUCCCAAUGACUGCUAACAUCACCACCCUGCCCAUCAAUACGGUGCUGUCACGCCCUCCCCCACAGAUACACAUGGCCCACACACCCAACCUACUCCAAGCACCUCCACCCAGCCUGGUGGCCUUGGCCACAGAUAACCAGUUGGAGGCCCUGCUGGAAGAUACAGAGCCACGAACCCAACGACUGAUGGAAGAGCUGAAGAACCAGCUGCUGGAGCCACACUCCCCAAUGGACAUUUCAGACCUGACCUUCGCUGACAGGCCAUCCUCCACCCUCAAUCUGCAGGAAGCCACCAUGGACAACAUGGAGUGGUUAGACCUGACAAUGCCUGGAGCUGCUGGUAUCUCCUCUCAGGCUGCAGUCUUCUCCUCUGAUUUCUUGGACUCACCUGAUUUACAGUUACACUGGGAGUGAGGACACAAAGUGAAGGAGAUUAUGGAACAUCAAAAUUCUGACAUUCUGAAAAGAUCUGUUAUCUUUAAGGGACCACUAGCACACAGGCUAAGUGGGCCUGCAGUAAUGAAUGACACUUAGUGCUAAGAUUCUGAGAACUGGCUCUGAUGAUUCGUUGAGCUCCCUGCAACACCCUGGGAACAUUAGUUUCUGGUUAUAAAAACAUUUUAAGAAUUGGUUCACAAAAAAAUAACCAAACGGGAACCAUACGCUAAUGUUAUGGGAACAUUUCGUGUUUCCUGGGUUAGAAUGUUUGAGCUUAGGGGGAACAUUGAAUCUGGAGUGGUCCACUGUGCACAAACCACAAUCAAAACAGUCGGCAACCACUGAUAGUUUAGCAUCAGCUUUUCUCAUUUGUGCCUAUAAACGCAGGCCUGUACGCGGCAGUAUAUUGUAACCAACAUCUCUUUCCAGACAGACAAAGAAUGUAGAGACACUUUUUGCCUAUAUAUGUAGGCAGUUUUGACCUUCUUUUUCAUAUUAUGAAGCAGUCUUUGAAACAUGAGAUAUAUUAUAUAGAAAUGUUAGAAUGUUGUUUUCUAGUAUUCUGACCAGUAUAAUUUCUUCGAACUGAGUUUUGGGGAAAGGAAAAUGUAUACACAGAUUUAACAUGCCUUUGCUGUUUUCAUUGCCCAGAAACGCUCUAGGUUUAGAAUUUUUUAAAGGAAUAGUUGAAGAUUCUGUCAUUAUUUACAUCUCCUCAUGCCGUUCCAGACCUGUAAGGCUUUCUUUCUUUUGCGGAACACAAAAGGAGAUGGUUUAAAGAAGCGGGCUGGGUAUCGCCUGCCACUUCACGAUACGGUGCGUAAUGAAAUGCAUGGCACGAUUCGAUAUGUUGCGAUACAUCACAAUAUCAUAAUUUUAUUUGAUUACGAAUCACUUCCAAUUCAUUUGGGUAAGUUUCAGUUAUAUACUGAUGUUUGAUGAAGAGCAUAUAGCUCGAAACAUCACACAUUUGUCUUUUGGUGAACUCAUUAAAUUGAUUUGGAAGUAAGAAUGUGCCAACUUUGUUGUGUGGUUACAUUAUAUGAAUAGUUUCAUAUAAAUAUCGAUACAUGGAUCCAAAGUAUCGGUACAAUUUCAAGGGAAAGUAUUCCAAUAUAUCGAUAUUUGAUUGUAUCAGCACAGCCCUAUUAAAGAAUGCAGUUUCUAUACAAUAGAAGUUGAUAGUAACUCACGCACCCAAAUAAAAAUAACAAAACAUUAGACAGUUUUGCAAAAGUUAUUAAAAAGUCUAAUAAAUCAGUUACUCAAAUUACUUUUGUAAAUUAGAUUAUUUUAAUGAUUAUGUAAUUGAAAAGUAAUCACAUUACUAAUUACUUUACUUUUGAAGGAACAUUCCAGGUUCAAUACCAGUUAAGCUCAAUCGACAGCAUUCGUGGCGUAAUGUUGAUUACCACAAAAAAUUAUUUCGACUCGUUUCUCCUUUUCUUUAAAAAAACAAAAGGCAAAUAUCGACGUUACAAUGAGGCACUUACCAUGGAAGUGAAUGGGCCAAUUUUUGGAGGGUUUAAAGGCAGAAAUGUGAAGCUUAUGAUUUUCUAAAAGCACUUACAGAAAGUUGUGUUAACUUGUGUAUUAUUUGAGCUGUAUAGUUGUUUAAAUCGUCAUUUUAGGGCUUGUUGACAUUACAUCAUCUUGGCAACAAAGUUGCAAAAUUGGCUAUAACUUUACACAGAAAAGGUUAGUAAGCGACACUAAAAUAUUGUUCAACAAGAAUUUAAAAUGUAAUGUGUUUCACUAUUUUUUUUAACUUAAAAGUACAUUCACAGUAACAAUUUAUUUUGUAAUCUGAUUACACCCAACACUGCACAUCAAUAACAUCAAACCUCAUUGGUUGUUGACCAUCUCGACACAAGGUUUGAUAUUAUUGCAGUAUGGCCUUGAUUGAUUUGGGCAAUUUGAGAGUAACUCACAAUGUAAAUUUCAGUCUGUACAUCAUACAAAGUGAAUGUAUGGCUUCAAAAAAGACUUUCACUAUUUCACUAAGCAAGUCACUAUCAACUGCUAUCGUCCUGAAAUUGCCGAUCAUAAAAUACCUCCUUUUUCUAUUCCACGGAAAUAAUGGUUUCGGAACGACAUGGGUGAGUGAGUAUGACAGAAUUAAAUUUUUGCUGAACUGUUUCUUUACACAAUGGGAUAGAGUUUGCAAAUGUUACACAUUUGUGAGGGAAACAUUGUACCAUGGUACCAUGGUAAUUGUUACCCAUGUUACAUCACCUUCACUGAAGGAACCUGUCUAGUGGCUCUCUUUAGAUUCCCAAUCAGUUAACCUUUGCUUUAGGGUACUCUAAAUUGUAACAGCUACAUAGUGGUUUGCAAGACAAAGAAGAGAAAUCUAUGGCAACCUGUUGUCUUCAAUUGGUAAUACAUUUAGAUUCAUUCACACCAGAUCACUUGCAACCAGUAAAUAGAUGGGACAAGGUGAGGGAUAGAGUUUGUUUACCAAAUCCAACAUGGGGCCAAAGAUACACUAGACCUAAAGGGAGUGGGUAAUGUGGAUCAGUUUAAAGUCAGAUUUUAAGUUUGGGGGGUGGGGGGGGUCUACGUAAUGUGAAAAUGUAGCGACAUCUGCUGGACAAUUUGGAAAAAGACAGCUGAAUGAAUUUCUCCGAGAUAUAUUACUGUCUGAUUUAGUUAUGUGGCAGAUAUCUCCCUAAACUCUCUGUGAAAAUUAUGCCAAAAAUGUUGCACUUACUUGACCUUGGACUGAGCAUCAACUCAU
Xyrauchen texanus (razorback sucker) is the source of this 6035-nucleotide messenger RNA. RefSeq names its product myocardin related transcription factor Bb (gene mrtfbb). The record is from RefSeq and is a predicted model, not a curated record. The coding region runs from base 377 to 3271 and encodes 964 amino acids. Gene Ontology annotation, biological process: smooth muscle cell differentiation. The transcript has 18 exons. Lineage: Eukaryota; Metazoa; Chordata; Actinopteri; Cypriniformes; Catostomidae.